GCAAACGCGGCGAGGCCGCGCAUGCGCCGUGCCGGCGGCAGGCAGAGAGGCGGGCGGGCGGGCGCGGGUGCGCAUCCGGGUCGGCGCCGGGCCAUUGUCUGCGGCCGGGCCGGGCUCGGCGGCUCCGUGCCCGAGGGGUCGAGGCAGCGGCGCCGUCUUCAUGGACCGCAGCUCGAAGAGGAGGCAGGUGAAGCCUUUGGCGGCUUCGCUGCUGGAGGCUUUAGAUUAUGAUAGCUCUGAUGACAGUGACUUUAAAGUUGGAGAUGCUUCAGAUUCUGAAGGAAGUGGUCAUGGGAGUGAAGAUGCAUCAAAGGACAGUGGAGAAGGUUCCUGUACUGAAUCAGAAGAAAAUGUCUUGGAGGAGGAACCAACAGAAGAGAAAGUAGAAGAGCAACAGCCAAAGAGCUCCACUGAAGAAGAGGUGCCGACAGCAGACAAAGAGGUAAUUAAAACUGAAAAGAAAGAGCAAGAAGAUGAAGAAGAAAAGCCCAAAAAGAAGAAAGAAAAAGAGAAAGCAGCUGAACCUGAUGCUGUGGCUGAUGAGCAAACUAGUGAACCCAAAAAAUGGAAUUUGCGCAGGAACCGGCCUUUACUGGAUUUCGUAUCAAUGGAAGAACUAAAUGAUAUGGAUGAUUAUGACAGUGAAGAUGACAAUGACUGGCGGCCUACUCCUGAGAAAAAAAAAGGAAAAAAUGCACUGCGAAAAGAAGGGAGUGAUGGAGAUAAUGAGGAUGAUGAAGAUGAUGGGAGUGGAAGUGAUGAGGAUGACAAUGAUGAGGAAGGUAACGAAGAAGAUAACAGCAGCACAGCUAGCGAUGGAGGAUCCAAGAAGAAGAAGAGUAAAGUUCUUAACAGAAAUAAUGCAGAUGAUGAGGAACUGACAAAUGAUAGCCUGGCUCUUUCACAAAGCAAGAGUAAUGAGGAUUCAUUGAUCCUUGAGAAGUCCCAAAAUUGGAGUUCCCAGAAAAUGGACCAUAUUUUGAUUUGUUGCGUUUGUCUUGGAGAUAACAGUGAGGAUGCUGAUGAAAUAAUCCAGUGUGACAACUGUGGAAUAACAGUGCAUGAAGGUUGCUAUGGUGUUGAUGGAGAGAGUGAUUCCAUCAUGAGCUCAGCUUCAGAAAAUUCCACUGAACCUUGGUUUUGUGAUGCAUGCAAAUGUGGUGUCACACCUAGUUGUGAACUAUGUCCAAACCAAGAUGGGAUCUUCAAGGAGACAGAUGCGGGCAGGUGGGUCCAUAUUGUUUGUGCCCUCUAUGUUCCAGGAGUGGCGUUUGGAGAUAUUGACAAAUUGCGGCCAGUAACACUUACAGAAAUGAAUUAUUCAAAGUAUGGUGCCAAGGAGUGCAGUUUUUGCGAAGAUCCUCGUUUUGCCAGAACUGGCGUAUGCAUUAGCUGUGAUGCUGGGAUGUGCAGAGCUUAUUUCCACGUGACCUGCGCCCAGAAGGAAGGCCUUCUCUCAGAAGCAGCAGCAGAAGAGGAUAUAGCUGACCCUUUUUUUGCUUAUUGUAAACAGCAUGCGGACAGGUUAGACAGAAAAUGGAAGCGGAAAAACUACUUGGCAUUACAAUCUUACUGUAAAAUGUCCUUACAGGAAAGAGAAAAACAGCUUUCGCCAGAAGCUCAGGCUCGAAUCAAUGCCAGACUACAGCAGUACCGUGCCAAGGCAGAGCUGGCUCGUACCACCAGGCCACAGGCCUGGGUACCGAGGGAGAAGCUGCCACGACCGCUUACUAGCAGUGCUUCAGCCAUACGCAAGCUUAUGCGCAAAGCUGAGUUAAUGGGGAUAAGCACAGACAUUUUUCCAGUGGAUACUUCAGAUACUAGUUCCAGUGUUGAUGGAAGAAGAAAACAUAAACAACCAGCUCUCACUGCUGAUUUUGUCAAUUAUUACCUUGAGAGAAAUAUGCGCAUGAUUCAAAUCCAGGAGAAUAUGGCUGAGCAGAGGAAUAUCAAGGAUAAAUUAGAAAAUGAGCAAGAAAAGCUUCAUGUGGAGUAUAAUAAGCUUUGUGAGUCCUUGGAAGAGCUACAAAAUAUGAAUGGAAAACUGCGAAAUGAAGGGCAAGGCAUUUGGGCUCUGCUGGGUAGAAUCAUUGGACAGAAAUUGAACAUACCUGCAAUUUUACGUGCUCCUAAGGAAAGAAAACCAAGUAAAAAGGAAGGAGGAACACAAAAGACAUCUACGCUCCCAGCUGUACUUUAUAGUUGUGGAAUUUGCAAGAAGAACCAUGACCAACAUCUACUGUUACUGUGUGACACUUGCAAACUACAUUAUCAUCUUGGUUGUCUGGAUCCACCUCUUACAAGGAUGCCAAGGAAGACUAAGAACAGUUAUUGGCAGUGCUCAGAGUGUGACCAGGCAGGUAGCAGUGACAUGGAAGCUGAUAUUGCUAUGGAAACCUUACCAGAUGGGACCAAAAGAUCACGGAGACAGAUUAAGGAGCCAGUGAAAUUUGUUCCUCAGGAUGUGCCACCAGAACCGAAGAAAAUUCCAAUCAGAAACACGAGAACUAGAGGACGAAAACGAAGCUUUGUGCCCGAGGAAGAAAAACCUGAGGAACGGAUUCCCAGAGAAAGACGACAACGGCAGUCUGUUCUGCAAAAGAAGCCCAAGUCAGAGGAUUUAAGGACUGAAUGUGCUACGUGCAAAGGGACUGGAGACAAUGAAAAUCUAGUCAGGUGUGAUGAAUGUAGGCUCUGCUACCAUUUUGGCUGUCUAGACCCUCCCUUGAAAAAGUCUCCCAAGCAGACUGGCUAUGGAUGGAUUUGUCAGGAAUGUGACUCUACAUCUUCCAAAGACUCCGAGCCGUCAAAUGAGGUGGUCUCAGAGGCCCCAGGUAAUGUGGUACCCUCUACCUCAAGAAGUAGCUCUGAAGAGCUGGUAUCGGUGGCACAGAAACAUCCAGAAGAGGGAACCUUGAGAGGGGAGCACCAGUACGUUGAAUUUCCAAAUUCAGAAUCCACCAGGAAACAGCCCGCCUAAGUUACAUGGGGUUUCCUCUAUGUCUGCCUGUGGCCACUGAAGGAGACAAGAAACUGGGCUAGAAAACAGUUGUUUUCCUCAGUGUAGCUCCUUAUUUCUUUAUGCCAAAAGUUAACCUGUCAAUGAUGGAGAAAUGAAGCCAAGCAAUAAUGUCAAAAGUUAAUACUUUUCAGAUGUACUAUUGCAUAUCUGGUGUGUUCUCUGUCUUUUUCUUUUCUGCUAAGUUAGCAUAUAUGAAUUGUGGCUUUCAAUAUAAGUGUAGCACAUUCACAAGAUGGCUUAGCCAUUUUUCCAGAGUAUUGUAAAUUUAGAAGUUCCUGAUUUUUAUUUACUGAACUAACUCUACCUUAUUUUCACUUAAUCUAUAUGUAUUUUAAUUUUAAUUUAAUAAAGAGAAAGCCGUCAAGAAAUCACAUUGCAUUCUGUGAUGCUCCCAUAACACUAAUUAGUAAAUAAUUCUGUGCAUUUACAUAUUAUACCUUUCUUGUGGCAAUCAUACCCCAAGAGCUGGUCAUUUUGAUUUUUAUUUUUUUUUUUAACUUCAUGAUUUAUAUUAUGAAUGUAUUUAGGUUUUGUAUUAAAGGCUGUACAGUUAAAAACACUCAAUCAAAAAAGAAUGUUCUUUGUCUCAGAGAUCUUCAAUUUCUAGCAUAAAACCAGACUUUGUGAAUAAUAAUAAUUAAAAAAAAAAAAAACAAACAACAAAAAACUAAGUUGUUUUAAUUCUGAUUACUGCAUUUUGGCUUGUGCAUAAUGUUUUUGUUUGCUUGCUUGUUUGCUGCCUUUUCAGAAGGAAAGACUGAUAGUAAGACUGAUAAUAUUAUUUCAAAAAUUUGGAAAUAUUAUUUUUUUUUCCAUACUGACCCAAUCCCAUCCAACAAGAAAAUUUAUAGUAACACUUGGAUAGUUUUCAUAGACUAGUAUUUAGCAGUUUAUAAUAGUCUUUACUUCUUUGCAUAAUAUAACAGCUUAUAUUAGUAAUAGGAACAAGAUUAAAGACACUGAACAGAUCGUUUCAUGGAACAAAUGAAUUCCUAGUCAUAUUAAUUGCUGAACUUAAGCUAGGGAAGUAUUGCAUACAUAAGCAGGGGAAAUGGAAAGCUGUUUGCAUAAAUAUUUUUACACUGUUAAAGCAUGUUAUUAAUAGACAAAUUGGACCAAGAGUCUGCCACAGGAAGCUUCAUCUUCCAUGUAGUUAUGAAGUGCAUUCCAUCAGAAAUCACAGGGCUUAUCAGCUCAAUGUGAUAAAAGGACUGCGUUUUUAUUUACACAAUAACCUCAAAUCCUCAUAUUAAAAAGUGGCAAUUUUUUUUUGCCCUUUCCUGUUCUAAGUGUGACACAUGUAACAAUUAUUCAUCAUUCCAUAAUGGAUCAUUUUUAUCAGAGUCUUGUGUCUCUUCCGUAUAUAUAGAAUAAAUAUUUAUGUUUUCUCAUUUUUCUGAACUAGGAGAUACUGAUAGAAUAGGUUUGAAGUGUCAACUAUAAUUCAUUGCCUGCAAAGAAAGACUUUAUACUGAUACUGUGUGAAAGGAAAAGAAUAUCUAAAUCAUUUCAGCAGUAAGCUUAUAACCAAGAUAAUAUCAGCAUUUUCCUUCUUGAAAAUAUAUCUGCCAUAAAUUAAAGAAGGUCUUCGGUAUUUUAUUAAAAUGCUUGUGACAAGUUUAACCCCAUCUUCAGCAAGAAUGUUUGUAUGAAUACAAAAAUCUUUUUUUUUAAAAAAAAAGUGAAGGUCAAGUGAAACUUAGAACAACUGAACUGAACUUCAUACUAAUUCUGCAAAUACUUUACUUGGAAUAAUAAUAAAAUUGAUGCUUAUUUAGUAUCAGUCUAAAGGUACACAUUCUAUGUGAUCAGUAGCACUUAGUCAUUUUGUACAAUAAUAAUACAGUUUGAAAAAAAAAAACACCCUGCAAUUAGUAUAUUUGAAUAAAAUUGGCCUUAAUAGUAAAUAUAAUAGAGGAGAGGUGCAUAUCACAGUAUAUAAUUGUGCUUAAAUAUAUAAGUAGCAAAGUAAUUAGGAUAAUAAAAACAUAAUUAGAACUGAAAAUAUGUUUGUAAUUAAGCACUUUAUACACAAAUACUAUUGUUCAGUAUCUUUCAACUUUUUCAGCU
Anas platyrhynchos (mallard) is the source of this 5092-nucleotide messenger RNA. The record is from RefSeq and is a predicted model, not a curated record. Lineage: Eukaryota; Metazoa; Chordata; Aves; Anseriformes; Anatidae.